AUGUCAUUCAGACCAGGUAGCAGAGGUGGUUCCAGAGGUGGCCGUGGUGGCUCUAGAGGUGGUUCCAGAGGUGGUUUCGGCGGUGGCCGUGGUGGUUCCAGAGGUGGUUUCGGCGGUGGCCGUGGUGGUGCCAGAGGUGGUCGCGGUGGUGCCAGAGGUGGUGCCAGAGGUGGUCGUGGUGGUGCUUCAAGAGGUGGCCGUGGUGGUGCCAGAGGUGGUGCCAGAGGUGGUGCCAAGGUUGUCAUUGAACCACAUAAGCAUGAUGGUGUCUUCAUUGCCAGAGGUAAGGAAGAUUUAUUAGUUACUAAGAACAUGGCCCCAGGUGAAUCUGUCUACGGUGAAAAGAGAAUAUCAGUUGAAGAACCAUCUAAAGAAGAUGGUGUUCCAGCUACCAAGAUAGAAUACCGUGUUUGGAAUCCAUUUAGAUCCAAGUUAGCUGCCGGUAUUAUGGGUGGUCUAGAUGAAUUAUUCAUUGCUCCAGGUAAGAAAGUUUUAUAUCUAGGUGCUGCUUCCGGUACAUCUGUUUCACAUGUAUCUGAUGUUGUCGGCCCAGAAGGUAUUGUUUACGCCGUCGAAUUUUCCCACAGACCAGGUAGAGAAUUGAUUUCUAUGGCUAAGAAGAGACCAAAUGUUAUUCCAAUCAUUGAAGAUGCUAGACACCCACAAAAAUACAGAAUGUUAGUUGGUAUGGUUGAUUGUGUGUUUGCCGAUGUUGCCCAACCUGAUCAAGCCCGUAUUAUUGCUUUAAAUUCUCACAUGUUCUUAAAAGAUCAAGGUGGUGUUGUUAUUUCUAUCAAGGCCAACUGUAUUGACUCUACUGUGGAUGCCGAAACUGUUUUCGCUAGAGAAGUUCAAAAACUAAGAGAAGAAAAGAUUAAACCAUUGGAACAAUUGACUUUGGAACCUUAUGAAAGAGAUCAUUGUAUUGUUAUUGGUAGAUAUAUGAGAAGUGGUUUGAAGAAAUAA
Molecule: messenger RNA, 966 nt
Organism: Henningerozyma blattae CBS 6284
Lineage: Eukaryota; Fungi; Ascomycota; Saccharomycetes; Saccharomycetales; Saccharomycetaceae
Gene: NOP1
Product: rRNA methyltransferase NOP1
Exons: 1
Coding region: 1-966 (321 amino acids)
Biological process (GO): rRNA methylation; box C/D sno(s)RNA 3'-end processing
Cellular component (GO): box C/D methylation guide snoRNP complex; small-subunit processome; nucleolus
Molecular function (GO): RNA binding; rRNA methyltransferase activity; histone H2AQ104 methyltransferase activity
Source: RefSeq, a predicted model, not a curated record